GUCAGAAGAUUCAGUAGGAGGAAAAAAUUCGCGUAAGGACGAUCAGUUUCGGGUAAAAUCUGUGAAAAUUAUCCAACCCGAUGUGUUAAUUACCAAAAAUUGAGUGCAGCUGCUCCAAUACAAAGGGGAAUUAAAGUAUAAUUGUGGAAAAAAGUUAGUUUCCCCUAGUUUUGUGCAUCGCGAUGUAAAGUAUCGGAAAAAUUGCUACCGAAUGAGCCAGGAUAAGAAGGCAAAAUUGCACUCUACGCUGGAAAAAUAAUCGAUAAUUUUACUCUGCGUGACCUAUUAGCACAUCCUGCUGAGAGGCCAAAGAAUAAUCCUAGUGAAAACUUAAAUAAUCUUAUUUGCCACACAAAAACAAGAUCGAAAGUUUCGUCGGUUGGUCGAUCAGAUCGACGCGGAAGAGAAGAAAGUGAAAAGGGAAAACACCCACUUUGCAGCGCUGAUCGAGCGAAGAGUGAAAUCAUACUUUUGAUAACAAGCGAAGACAGUCUUAUCGAAUUUUUAGCUGGUGCAGAGCUACGGCAGGAGCGGAAAUCCACCGGACAUGAAUGCUGCGGAGCCGUUCGUGAUCACAUCCCGCGAGAGGGCCAAGUAUGGCGAGCAGUUCAAGUCGCUGCAACCGGUUAACGGAAUUGUGACCGGGGCGCAAGCCAAGGGCUUCUUUCUCCAGAGUCAGUUGCCACCAUUGAUACUGGGGCAGAUAUGGGCUCUAGCGGACACAGAUUCAGACGGCAAGAUGACAUUGGGAGAAUUCAGCAUCGCUUGCAAGUUGAUUAAUUUGAAGCUACGGGGUUUCGAAAUACCAAAAACCCUUCCACCGACGAUGAUUGCCUCCCUGACCGCCGUAGGAGGCACACCGACAUUGACCCCAACAUCCGGUCUUAGUCCGUUGGAUCCUAUGAAAUCUCUGGCAAACUCAAUUCAACCGAAUAUGCCGCCAGCAGUUCCACCACAGCCAGCUAUGGUUCCUCACGUUGUUCCACAUGCCAUCGUUCCUCCUAUGAUGAACAACCAAAUGGCCGGCAUGGUUCAGCAACCGCUGAUUUCCGGAGUACCUGUCAAACCAGCCAUCCCACCGCAGCCCUUGAUUGCUGCCACUCAACCUCCACUGAUUCCCAUGCAACCAAUGCUCCCACAAACAGGCACAAUGCCACCAAUGGCAGGAUCAAAUCCUCCUAUGAUGCCGCCCCAACCACAGCAACCACUUAUCGCCGGUCUCGGAGGAAUGCCAGCAUAUCAAACGACACCGGCACCGGUCGCUGGCGUUGGUAUUGUAAAGCCAUUGAUCGAUCCGAUCGGAGGCAUCGCCAGUCCGCCACUAGUUCCCGGAGUCCAACCAGUGAUGCCAAUGCAGUCAGUUCCAGCCGCUGUUCCUGCGCCUCCUACUCCACCACAGUCAGGUGGUGGAACUCCGCAGCGGUCCAUGUCGAUUUCCGAACGUGCACCAUCAAUUGAAUCUCCUCAAAUCGAAUGGGCCAUCAAAGGGCCAGCCAAACUCAAAUACACCCAACUCUUCAACACGACUGAUCGCAACCGUAGCGGUCACCUGACAGGGCCGCAGGCGCGCAACAUCAUGGUCCAAACGAAGCUUCCCCAGGCGUCGUUGGCGCAAAUUUGGGCCCUGGCCGAUAUGGAUUCCGACGGUCGUCUGGGUUGCGAAGAGUUCGUUCUUGCCAUGUAUUUGUGCGAUCUGGCGCUGCAGGGCGAGAAGGUACCGACCACCUUGCCGCCGGAGUUGAUUCCACCUUCCUUCCGUAAAACCACUUCCCGCCAUGGUUCGGUGGUCAACUCGCGGCAUGGUUCGGUAUCAUCGCAGGGGGCGCCGGUGCACGCCGCUGUCGUAGAUGCUGAUCCCAUGUCUGGACUGCCACAAUCAUCAUUCGAGGAUAAACGUAAAGAAAACUUUGACAAAGGACAAGCUGAGCUCGAUAGAAGGCGUAAGGCUUUGAUGGACAUCCAGAAAAAAGAACAAGAAGAACGUGAGCGCAAGGAACGUGAAGAGCAGGAAAAGAUACGAAAGGCAAAAAUGGAAGCUGAACUUAAGAAGCAACAGGAACUUGAAAAGGAACUGCAACGUCAGCGAGAACUCGAACAAGAGCGUGAAGAACAGCGAAAGCGUGAACUGGAAAAGAAGGAACUAGCCAGAAAAGAGUUGGAAAAGCAACGUCAACUUGAGUGGGAGGCUCAAAAGAUUUCCGAAAUGCAGCAGCAACGCCAACGUGAGCAAGAGAAUGUAUUAAAGCUCAAAGCGCAAAACCAAUCGUUGAGUGUGGAGCUGAGUACAUUCAACGAAAAAAUAAAAGAGCUGUCUCAGAAGAUUUGUGACACGCGUGUGGGUGUGACUAAUGUGAAAAGUACCAUCGACGGGAUGCGUACUACUCGCGAUACUCAGAUGAGCGACAUGGCCCAGCUGAAGGCCAAGGUGAAAGAUCAAAAUCAGCGAUUGGUUCAGCUCAGCCAAGAGAAGACAAAGUUGGAUUCAAAGAACAAAACUGGUGAAACCGAAAGUCAGCUGCAGUUCUCGAACAAACAAAUAAUCAUACAGCAGUUGAAGGACAAAUUGGAGAAUACGAAGCAACAAAUUGAAAACAAAUCAACAGACAUAGACAUCAACAGUAAACAGCUGACAGAAUUGAAAUCUCAACUGACCGAUUUGAUUGAUUCAUGUGAGAAACUUUACAUGGAAUAUGACAUGCAGAGGAUCCAGAUUCUGGAAAUGAAAAAUAACCGCAAAAACGAAUCGUACACCAGUGCGUGGGAUACGGCCAACUCGUGGCCAGUGCAUGAUACCAGUGCGGCAGCAGUCGUGGAAACAGUGGUACCUAGUGAGGAUAUCAAGACGCCACCGGGUUACGUCAAAUAUCGCGCCAUCUAUGAGUUCAGCGCACGCAACGCGGACGAAAUUACAUUCCAACCUGGCGAUAUUGUGAUGGUACCAUUAGAGCAAAACGCAGAACCGGGAUGGCUAGCGGGAGAAAUCCAUGGGCACACCGGAUGGUUUCCUGAAUCGUACGUGGAAAAGGUCGACAGUAAUCUGAACACUGUGGUACCAUCGGAACCGGAAGCUAUACCCUACACGGAACCGGCCGCACCUGCCUAUACUGCCUCAACCGUCAGCAAUGAAGUAGAAGGUACAUCAGUAGAAGCGACAAGAAUAGAUAGUUCCGACAGUAACACGGGUUAUAAUAAUAAUGUUGUUGAUGAAAAAUUUACAGCGACUUACAAUGGUGACGUUGAUUAUUACGUGGCUUGUUAUGCGUAUCAGUCAGCUGAAAUUGGCGAUUUGGUUUUCGACGCGGGCGAAAUUGUGGCCGUCACUAAAAAAGAAGGUGACUGGUGGACUGGUAACAUUGGCAAUCGCACUGGAAUCUUUCCUUCGAAUUAUGUACAAAAGCAGGAAACUGUAAGUACUGCCCUAGAGACCAGUAGUGAGCCUAGUGUUAUAGAACCAGAAAAACAAGAAAUCAUCAACGGCAAUCAGCAGCAACAAAUCACUCAGCAGGACUCGGAAAUCAAUCGGAAACAAUCGACACAAGACGCAGAGGAUGCCCGAAAUCAGGCGGAAGCCGACUCGGAAGUAUCGCAAAUUAAUACUCAACCACCGCCGGCACCAGCAGCAAACGAAGAGAACAUCCGGUACUCGUCGAUGUCGUCGGCCACUCCCAGUUUGCGGAAGAAGGGCGAAGUCGCACAAGUCAUUGCUCCGUACGAGGCUACCAGUUCGGAACAGUUGUCACUAACCCGGGGACAGCUUAUCAUGAUUAGGAAGAAGACUGACUCUGGAUGGUGGGAAGGCGAACUGCAGGCUAAAGGACGACGACGACAAAUUGGCUGGUUCCCGGCAACGUACGUAAAGAUCCUACAGGGUGGACGCAACAGUGGUCGAAACACACCAGUAUCUGCCAGCAAAGUGGAGCUGACUGAAACGAUUCUGGACAAAGUAAUAGCCCUGUACCCGUACAAAGCGCUGAACGACGAUGAGCUUUCGUUCGAAAAGGACGAUAUUAUUAGCGUGAUGGGGCGAGACGAACCCGAAUGGUGGCGCGGGGAACUGAACGGUACAACGGGUCUGUUCCCCAGCAACUACGUUGGUCCCUUUGUGUCAUCAGGCAAUGUAUAACGAGAAUCGAGGAUGUCCACCGUAUCGUAUGGUUUGAGAAACAUAUUCCGCAGCAUUCCAGCAGGAGAGGAUAGCAUCAAUAAUAAUAAUAAUAACUAUUACAAUAGCGACAACAACAAUAAUCAGCCGAUGUUAUUGACUCAAGUUAGGUUCCGAAAUUGAGAGAAAAAAACCAAAAGUCAGAUCAUAAAACUAUGUAUAUGUAUGUGUAUUAUUAUAACUCACGAAAAUAGUAUGUAUUUAAAACUAAAGGAAAUUCAACACCCCUUGCCUGGUGUUUCUUAGAAAUCGAAGGUACGGCGCGAUAUCAAUGUAACCCAACCAAACACGCUACUGACAAAAAAAAAGCAAUCUGUGAGCAGCUACACGUCUUCUAAUUACUGAUAAUUUGGCGAAGUUAAAUUCAAGCGAAUUUAUGUUCUGCUUCACGAAAUCGACCAAAUUCAAACCGAACGAACGACCAAGAGUUGCUUUCGAUUAUUCGUAACUGUUUCUCUAUUAGCCUAUCAUAUCGACUGCAAGCGUACUGAUAAUUCACCUGUUCGUUGUUAAUCUAAAAAUGUUAUGUAUUUAUUAAUCAAAAAAUGUAGAUCGUUUCCAAUCAUAUCGAUAUACCAAACCAUUAGAAAAGCCCUUUGACUAUGUUUGAACGCGCUAAAACCAGCUGAAUGUUGGAAGGAAAUCAUUAAUUGGUCAUUAGGAUUAUGUACCCAAAAAAGCUAAAUAAUCAAUCAGCUUUAUUAAAGCUUGCUGUUCUUCGAGAAAGGGUUAUCAUCAAUAUUAGUAUGGUAAGUGUUUGGUAGCUUCAAAUUUUAUUAUUGUUACGUUCUCUCUAAUCUGAAGAAUCUAUAUUGUGUCUUUUAAUCACGUGGUAUGAUUACGCUCAAAACUUGUACAUAUUUAGAUCUUUGGGUUUGGUUUUCACAAACAGGAUUAAUUUGUCAUUGGACCAUUAGUCUAUUUUGCAAAUUAUUAUAAGUUUUACAACUUACAAUACUUGAGUACAAACAAAUAUUGAUUUUAUAAAUCUGAUGACAUACUAUACAAUUAAUAGCUGAUGCCACCGCAAAACAAGGAACAGUGCUCUAUCGGAGUAGUUUUAAGAGUAUUACUGAUUAUUACGUUAAUGUGUGGAAAUAUAUUAGAGGCUUAUACAUUAAAGGAAGCAAAAACCACGAAUGAGUUCUUAGAAUGCUUAAAGAAUACUACCAACAAACAAUAGCUGUAUUCCGGAAUCGAAUCAAUUAUGGUAACGUGUAAACAAGACAUAACGUACAGAAUCAACGGAAAAGCUAUGUUAAACAGAAUGGGAUAUUAAUUGAAGCUAUGAAAAUAAAAUCAAGUUAAUUCUCCACAGCA
Messenger RNA from Armigeres subalbatus, 5482 nucleotides. RefSeq names its product intersectin-1 (gene Dap160). Gene Ontology annotation, biological process: endosomal transport; clathrin-dependent synaptic vesicle endocytosis. Gene Ontology annotation, molecular function: molecular adaptor activity; calcium ion binding; protein binding. The record is from RefSeq and is a predicted model, not a curated record. NCBI's taxonomy places the organism in Eukaryota, Metazoa, Arthropoda, Insecta, Diptera, Culicidae. Gene Ontology annotation, cellular component: cytoplasm; plasma membrane; presynaptic membrane. The transcript is spliced from 14 exons. The coding region runs from base 548 to 4123 and encodes 1191 amino acids.